Molecule: messenger RNA, 1344 nt
Organism: Mercenaria mercenaria
Lineage: Eukaryota; Metazoa; Mollusca; Bivalvia; Venerida; Veneridae
Product: SPRY domain-containing protein 3-like
Exons: 3
Coding region: 11-388 (125 amino acids)
Source: RefSeq, a predicted model, not a curated record
CAAAAUAGAAAUGUUUACUCCAGUGGUAGGUUUUGUGCCAGAAAACUAUCCAAAGCAUAUUCAACUCGGAUUUGGAAGAAAUUCUAUAGGGUAUUCGUUAUGCUACGGUGGAUUAUACUUUGAACAUGAUUCUGUGAAAGACUUUGGACCAAAGUGCAAUGUUGGAGACCGUAUACAUUGCGAAAUCAGAAAACAAGAAGCUUUGAAGCCGUAUAACACGGAACUCAACGCCUUUUUCGUGAGAAAUGGGGAAGUGGUUUUAAAACAGAAAAUUUAUAGUGCCAUAUCCACAGGAACAAACGUUCAGCGCUAUCCUGCAAUUGAAUUGCACUAUCCGGGGCAAAAAGUCAAAGUGGUUACAGACCACAUGGACAUACCGAGGUCGUAGCUGAAAGUGCAGAUAUGUUAUAUUAUAUUAUGCGGUUAGACCAAUGACAGAUGUCUGCAAGAGUGUUGUAGGAUAGAUGACGAACAGUCUCUGUUGUGUGCAAGGGUCGUUCAAUAUAUAAUACAACAAUAGCUGUAAAUUCUUCUAUCUAUCUAUCUAUCUAUCUAUCUAUCUAUUAUUAAUAUUAUCAUUAUUAUUAUUAUUAUUAUUAUUAUUAUUAUUCAUUAUGCCAGAUUUAAACAGCGCCUUUUUCAUGAUAAACACGUUCAAAGGCGCUUUACAUAUAGCAAACGCAGCCACACAAGACGCGAAAUUCAUCAUCUACUAGUACAGACACAGAACAAUCUGACCAGCGGGACAGAGUGAGAUAUAGCCCCCAGAACAGAUAGAGAGAAAUCCUUUUCUAGAUACAGACUUGUCUGGCUAACUUAGUCUAUCUCUUUGCGAAUAGACAAUCUGGUUCUUUAACGUGCCCGGUGUAUAGCACCGAUACACGCGAAGCCAUCUUUCCUGGGGAGAACUAGUACAGGCCUCUUAGUUAGGUGGGAGACACUCAUGACAUCUCAGAAAUUUCCAGUGCCUGGAACGGGAUAAUUGAUUUUUAAGGGCACAUGCAGGAAGUCAGUAAAAACUUUAUUGAUAACUGUUUUUCAUGUUACCGCAGUAUACCUUUUUACAAGAAUGUAUAAGGUCAUUGAUAAAAAUUUAGAACUUCCAUAUAUAUUUAUAUCCUGUCACUAAUUAAAUACAGUGUAACCUCUGUACAGCAACACCCUUUGGGAGAAGCAGAUAUUGACCUCUGUUGAGAGGUUGUUGCUCUAUAGAGGUUAUAUUAAUAGUAAAUUUCAGCUUUGGAACAUUUUUAUGAUGCUGUUGUGGAGAGGUUUUUGCUGUAGAGAGGGCCGCUCUGUAGAGGUUGCACUGUAUGCCUCAUUUAUUGCCUGCUAAUUAUUUAA